GCGCGGGGGAUGCCGGGAAACGGGAGGGAUGAUUCAAAUAGAGAGGACGGGAGAGGCGGAGCGAAAGGCCGGGUACAGCAGGAGUCAGAUGGCGGACGGGUGUGCAGACAGCAUGCAGACAGUUGACCUCCUUGAGAAGAACUUGAAAAAAAUCCAGGACCACUUAUCACUUCUGGACAUGCUUCAGAUGAAGGUGACAGAUGUUUGUGCAGGGUGUGAGAAGACCCGCCGAGACAUGGAGGCCGAGGAGGAGAGGCUGGCAGAGCUGGAAGCCCAGUUGAAGAUCCAGAAUGACACGUCGGACAAGGAGGAGGACGACGAUGAGGAGGAGGAGGAGGAUGACGACGACGAAGAUGACAACGACGAUGAGAAGGAGAAUGGUAUACUGGAGACGGUCAGGACCAACAUAGCUCAGCUGAGGGUAAAGAUAGAAGCCAUGUCCCAGGAGGCUACUGAGCUGGCGGCAGAUUUGACCAGGUGUGCCCAGCAGAAGAUGGUCUUGGCAGCAGGCCUUGAGGAGGUCCUGAAGGGCAAGCAAGGUGCCCACCAGCGGCGGGCAGAGCCCCUUUCCUGUGACCAGAAAGCAAAGCGCCUGAAAGAGGAUGGAGGAGAAGGAGAUCAGGAGGUCCCAGCCCCAUCUCUACUGCUGCAAGAGGAGGCGGCUGCUGACCUCAGAGCAGAGGACCCUUCUGUCCAGGAAGAGGCUGACACUGGAGCCCUCCAGACCAGCUGCUCACCCCCUACUGAACAACACCCCAUUCUGGCAACAGCGGGGCUGUGUUGUCGUGCCACUGAGGAGGAGGAAUGGACUUAA
Molecule: messenger RNA, 814 nt
Organism: Podarcis raffonei (Aeolian wall lizard)
Lineage: Eukaryota; Metazoa; Chordata; Lepidosauria; Squamata; Lacertidae
Exons: 5
Coding region: 29-814 (261 amino acids)
Source: RefSeq, a predicted model, not a curated record